Tyto alba (common barn owl) is the source of this 4582-nucleotide messenger RNA. RefSeq names its product BAG cochaperone 5 (gene BAG5). Lineage: Eukaryota; Metazoa; Chordata; Aves; Strigiformes; Tytonidae. Gene Ontology annotation, biological process: protein stabilization; negative regulation of protein ubiquitination; regulation of inclusion body assembly. Gene Ontology annotation, cellular component: membrane; nucleus; cytoplasm. The record is from RefSeq and is a predicted model, not a curated record. The coding region runs from base 144 to 1496 and encodes 450 amino acids. Gene Ontology annotation, molecular function: protein-folding chaperone binding; adenyl-nucleotide exchange factor activity. The transcript has 2 exons.
CCGCCGCCGGGCCGCGGGGCGGGGCUGGGCUCCUGGGCUGCGCUGCCGCUCGGCCCGUGGCGCAGCGCAGCGCCGGGCCGGUCAGCGGGGCUACUUCGGCCGAGGCGCCCGGCGGUUCAUCUGAAACUGGACGAAAGAAGAGAAUGGAUAUGGGUAACCAACACCCAUCCAUAAAACGGUUGCAUGAAAUACAGAAAGAAGUCAAGGAGAUCGAACAACAAGUGGUUGUCUUCAGUGGUCUGUCUAGUGAUCAAGAUUACAAGAAAUUAGAAAGGAAUCUCACUAAACAGCUUUUUGAAAUAGAUUCUGUAGACACUGAAGGAAAAGGGGAUAUUCAGCAAGCCAGAAAGCGAGCUGCUCAGGAAAUAGAAAGGCUGCUUAAGGAACUGGAACAAAAUGCAAACCAUCCACGCAGACUGGAAAUAGAGGCUAUAUUCAAGGAGGCACAGUCACUUGUGGAACGUGAGAUUACACCUUUUUACAAAGGAGGUAACUGUAUAAGUGACGAAUUUGAAGAAGGUAUUCAGGACAUUGUAUUGAGACUUACCCAGGUGAAAACCGGAGGGAAAGUUUCUUUACGCAAAGCGAGAUAUCGUACACUGACAAAAGUAUGUGCUGUCCAGGAGAUUAUCGAAAGCUGUGUAAAGCAGCAGCUGUCCCUGCCACUCUCUAAUGAUGCGCAUCCUUCUGUCUCCAAAAUUAACUCUGUAAUGUGUGAUGUGAACAAAGCAAGAGGAACUCUUAUUGCGCUUCUGAUGGGAGUGAGUAGUAAUGAUACCUGCAGGCAUCUAUCCUGUGUGCUUACAGGCCUCAUCGCUGAUUUGGAUGCUUUAGAUGUCUGUGGUCGCACGGAAAUAAGAAACUACAGAAAGGAAGUAGUGGAAGAGAUCAAUAAAUUACAGAAAUACCUGGACUUGGAAGAAGAAGCAAAUUCUACUCAUGCUUAUGAUUUGGCACAAAAUCAGUCCAUUCUAAAAAUAGAAGAGAUUCGCAAGAAAAUGAAGGAAGUUAAUUCUUUACUUUUAAAAACAGAGAAUGCUUCCGAUUUGUAUUUGAGAUCUAAAGCGGAAUUACAGGGAUUAAUUGCUCACUUAGAUGAGGUGAGUCCAGGAAAAAACCCCUGUAUUAGAGAAGCCAGGAGAAGAGCAGUAAUAGAAGUUCAAACUCUUAUAACGUAUAUUGAUUUGAAGGAAGCACUUGAAAAAAGGCAAAUGUACUCUGAGCAAACUGCUGCUGAACAUCAGUCUCAUAAGGCAGUUUGGACUGUUCUUGGAAACUUGUCUCAAAUUCAGCAGGAGGUGAUUUCAUUUGAUGGAAACAGAACAGAUAAAAAUUACAUGAGAUUGGAAGAACUUCUUACAAAACAACUUCUAGCACUUGAUGCUGUUGAUCCACAAGGUGAUGAGCGGUGUAAGGCUGCCAGAAAGCAAGCAGUAAAGCUUGCGCAGAAUAUUCUUUACUAUCUGGACAUGAAAACAGAUGAAUGGGAAUACUGAAACAGCCAUGGCCUGACAUAGAAGAACAUUUUUUCCUUUGGCACUUUAUGCAGAUCGUUGGCAGCACAUAAUAAAAGCGGUGUGUUCUGUGCUUGCUUAAAUCACAGAGAUUGCAUAAGCAGUUGACUUGGCUAUAUGUCUGCUAUCCCACGCAGUCACCCACUUGCCAUGGCAACUGUCAGUACACCAUCAGCAAUUCUGGUCAUGGCUAUAAGCAAAGAAGUGCGAUUUUCUGAAGGAAUAGCUUAAUAUGUGAUCAAAUGGCUUUUUUUUUUUUUUUUUUUUUUUUUUUUUCCUGGUUUUGUUUUAAUUACCUGGUGCAAUGUUCAGUGAAUGCAGAUUUUUCAAAGAUGCAGAAACUUCCUCACGGUACAGUACUGGCAAAACUAAAGAAGACUGGACAUGAAAAUUAGUAUCCAAGCAUGAGGCUCCAUCCAGCAACUUCACAGCAGUCUGGAUAUACUCUUAAUGUGCUUUUACAACAGAAAGUACUAAAGGCAAAAAGCCUGUUGGCUUUUGGGUUGUACUGGAUUUAUUCCAUCCAUCACAACUUUCUGGGUGUUUAGAUUUCUUGGUUGAUGGAGCUGUAAUGCCAACUGCAAAUUAACAUUUACGUAGGCAAAGCCAAUUAUGUCUAUUUUUUGUAAUAUCUGAGCCCUUUGAUUUUCAAAAGCAGGUCUUUUGUUGGUGGAAACUCUUUCAAAUUACUGCUUUAAUAUACUGAGACUUGGAGAGGGAAAUCUGUACAUAUAUACUGACCAGAUAAAUGGGAUUUUGAGGAUUUCACACUGCCAUCCAUAAACCCCUGAAAACUGCAAUGAACUUUAGUGGCUGCUUAGGUGUCUUCUUAAACUCUCUUGUUAGAUCUGGUUUUGACUUGUCUUUUCACAUUUGGUGAAAACAGAAACAAUUCACUUUGAAGUGAAUGAGCAUUUUGGAAUUAUUUUUGUAAAAUUAUGUAGCUAGCUAUAAAGAUGUCCCUAAUGAUGUAAAAGCCUGUUAUAUAUUUCAUACUGGUCAGGUGUGGCUUCAGCAUGUCUUGGAAAAGACUUGUGGCAAAUGUCUCUCCUUGCAACUCAUCACUUAAAUGUUUUGGUAACUUCGUAAAUAAGCUUGCUUAUACUGUUGUACACACCUGCUUUUUUAUUUGUGGCUGCUAGUGCCAAUCACAUUUCUACUUUAGCAUGUUUUUUGGCAUUUUUUCGAGAGCAUGGCAUUAAAAUGAAUUCAUUAUAAAGAUAUAUUUAAUUAUGGGUACUUUGCACUUAGAUCUUUCAUGUUGAAUUAAUGAAUUACUGUUCUAUAGAUGAUGAUUUGCACCACUUUAAGGAGUAAAAACCAGUUUGGAUGGAUAAAUAUUUUUAGAUCUAUUUUUGAGUGAUGAGAGAAGACAACACUGUCUGUGAAAGCCAAGUGCCUUUAUGACACCACUGACUUGCACCGUCAUACGUAGAUAUAGGAACUGUUCACUGGAAGCUUGAUACGUUUGUAAUCUUUGCAAACUGGAUUUCUCACAUAUAUAUAAUUCUACUAUAAUGUAUGUCAAAUUAAUGUAAUACAACAGGUGGCAAUUGUUUAGAGUCCUGAGAAUGAGCAUCAAAUUUGGGAAAUACGGAUUCUGCUUAAAAACAAAUGCACGGAUGUGGAGAUGGGGGACUUUGGGCAGGUCUUCUGUGCCUAUUGCUACAAGAAGGAGAGAAUAUGGUUCCUCCAUAACAUGCUUUGAGAUGUUGAUGAAAGGCUCAGUAACUUCAGAGUGUGAAUAUAUUUUGUUUGUGAUUGUACAGGUGAUUGCUUUGCAGAUUUACUUGCCAACUGAGUAUGGUGCCUGAGGCACAAUUUGGCAAUGACAGAAUGUUGGAGGAUUCUCUCUGCUCUUUCAGAGAUAUAACCCCAUUGAAUUUAUCUCUCCUUACAUCAAAAAAAUAAUUUCCCCUAGUUAAAAUUCCAAUCUAUGUUUAUAUAUUAUGUGGCUAACACAGAAUAGUUAUGCACCUGAAUUAUUUUACUCAUUUCAAACUUUCUACACAUUUGAACUGCAACUUCUGAUUUGCACUUACAUUUUUAGGGAAUAUAAGAAUUUGAUAGUGUAAUAAUAUUAAUUUUUCUUUAGUAUUACUGUCAGGUCUGCAUUGGUUACUUGUAGGUUGUUUAACAAUUUAGUGUCUGUGUUCUUUGGAGGUUAUGUGUAGCUUUAUAAAUGUUUGAACCUCUUACAGAAAAAUUAGUAUAGUUUUCGGAUCUCUUCUAUUUUAAAUUUUUAUAUCUUUUGUCUUUUCUGAAUGAAUUGUUAUGCCUGUGUCUAAGAAGGCAGAUGUGUAAGGUUAGUGUAAUUUUGACUCAGUAGAGUUCAGUAGCAAGAUAUUCUGUGGAUUAAACUUUUUUUCCAUUGUUCUGUACUCUACUAAAUUGACUAUUUAAAUUUUAUGGUAAAAUCCUCAUCUGGAAUGGGAUUAAUUCACAGUUUUUGCAUGAAUGAAAGUAAUAAGCUACAUAUGCUUAACCAAAAAAGUAAUGCCUAGAUUUCUCAAAAUCUUGCUUUUGUGCUGAAGAAUGUAAUUUCUCUGCUUUUUAUAUCCAAAGAUUGAGGGACACACAACUUUUCUGAUAUGGCAGGCUAAAAUAAUCAGCAAAAUGUAAGUGGACCAAAUUGUAAAAGCCUGCAUUUUAGUACUAUACUGAAAUACAAAUACUUCUCUGUAUAAUAUAAAUAAUAUAAAAACUUCUCUGUGUGCUAUGUAAUCUACCUUAGAGCAAAAUAAAUAAUUGGAUAUUUAGGGCAGAGGUAAUCCUACAUUGUGAUUCCUAUUUGUUAAUUUUUAAACAAAUUUUCUUUAGUUAUUUCAGUGGUUAUUUUUGUUCUUCACCACUCAAAGUGGUUUUUCAGUGUUAUGAGUUUGGAGGAGAUUUUUGUUAAGUACGAUUCCUACUUUUUCAAUUUAACAGAAAUUAGUGUACGUUUUCCUUAUGGUGUGUAUGUCUUGAUUAUUGCUGUAUAGGAUAUGACAUUUGUAUAUACAAAUUCAAGAUUAAAUACUGCAGUGUUAUAUUCUUGAUUAUUAAUAAAAAUACAUUACUACCUUUUA